Chelonus insularis is the source of this 3198-nucleotide messenger RNA. RefSeq names its product V-type ATPase subunit a family protein Vha100-1 (gene Vha100-1). The coding region runs from base 311 to 2839 and encodes 842 amino acids. Lineage: Eukaryota; Metazoa; Arthropoda; Insecta; Hymenoptera; Braconidae. The transcript is spliced from 9 exons. The record is from RefSeq and is a predicted model, not a curated record. Gene Ontology annotation, molecular function: proton-transporting ATPase activity, rotational mechanism; ATPase binding. Gene Ontology annotation, cellular component: vacuolar proton-transporting V-type ATPase complex; vacuolar proton-transporting V-type ATPase, V0 domain; plasma membrane. Gene Ontology annotation, biological process: proton transmembrane transport; vacuolar acidification.
AUCUUGUCAUCAACAACGAGACGUAUGCGCACUGUACAAAAUGUUCAUUUUCUUGUGAUUCUCGUGACUCGAUUCCACUUAUUGAUUCGUUUUAACAGUGACAGCAUUUACGUCAGUGUGAAAUCAGCCUUCGAUUUAGAUACCUCGCCCAAAAUAUUAAAAAUCAAACUUGAGUGAAUUAUUACUUUUACAUUAAUUAACAUCAUCGUCGACGUCGUUCUCAACGACGAGGCGAUUAAAGACUGAGAAUAUUAUUUUUCAAUAUUUAUAUUUUAUAUUUACAUAAACCCGGCAAUCGAAAUUCAUAAAAAUGGGCUCGCUUUUUCGAAGUGAAGAAAUGACCUUGUGUCAGCUCUUUUUGCAAAGUGAAGCAGCUUAUGCAUGUGUAUCUGAACUUGGAGAACUUGGUCUUGUUCAAUUCCGUGAUCUGAAUCCUGAUGUAAACGCCUUUCAAAGGAAGUUUGUAAAUGAAGUACGGCGGUGUGAUGAAAUGGAACGUAAGCUUCGUUAUUUGGAAAAAGAAAUUAAAAAAGAUGGAACACCAAUGCCUGAUUCUGGAGAAAAUCCUGAAGCACCACAACCUCGUGAGAUGAUUGAUCUUGAAGCAACAUUUGAAAAAUUAGAAAAUGAGCUUAGAGAGGUGAACCAAAAUGCAGAAGCUCUAAAACGAAAUUUUUUAGAGCUUACUGAAUUAAAACAUAUUUUGAGAAAAACUCAAGUAUUCUUUGACGAGCAAGAGCACGCAGGCUUGAACCCCACCGAGUCCAUGACACGCGCGUUGAUUAGUGAUGAUAAUAUCGCCCGCCAGUCCGCCCUUGGUCCUGUCCAGUUGGGUUUCGUCGCUGGAGUUAUUUUACGAGAAAGGAUUCCAGCUUUUGAACGUAUGCUAUGGCGAGCAUGUCGAGGAAAUGUUUUUCUUCGUCAAGCAGAAAUCGAUUCUGCAUUAGAAGAUCCAUCCACAGGAGAUCAAGUUUUCAAAUCAGUUUUUAUUAUUUUUUUCCAAGGAGAUCAAUUGAAAACUAGAGUCAAAAAAAUAUGUGAAGGCUUUCGUGCUACUCUUUAUCCAUGUCCUGAAGCACCUGCUGAUAGACGUGAAAUGUCUAUGGGUGUUAUGACUCGUAUUGAAGAUUUGAAUACCGUUUUAGGACAAACUCAGGAUCACCGUCACCGAGUACUUGUAGCUGCUGCAAAGAAUAUCAAAAAUUGGUUCAUCAAAGUUCGAAAAAUUAAAGCCAUUUAUCAUACAUUGAAUCUAUUUAACUUGGAUGUUACCCAAAAAUGUUUAAUCGCUGAAUGCUGGGUUCCAGUUUUAGAUAUCGAAACUAUUCAGCUGGCUCUUCGACGUGGAACUGAACGCAGUGGAAGUUCCGUACCGCCAAUUCUAAAUCGAAUGGAGUCAUUUGAGGAUCCACCAACAUACAAUCGUACCAAUAAAUUUACAAAAGGAUUUCAAGCAUUGAUUGAUGCAUAUGGAGUUGCUACUUACAGAGAAAUGAAUCCAGCUCCUUAUACCAUUAUUACAUUUCCAUUUUUAUUUGCUGUGAUGUUUGGUGAUACUGGACACGGUUUACUCAUGUUCCUUUUUGGUCUUUGGAUGGUAUUAAAAGAAAAGCCACUUACUGCACAAAAAUCAGAUAAUGAAAUAUGGAAUAUUUUCUUCGGUGGUCGAUAUAUUAUCUUCCUUAUGGGUUUAUUCUCCAUGUACACUGGUUUUAUUUACAAUGAUGUAUUUUCCAAAUCCUUAAACAUUUUUGGAUCUUACUGGGUAGUCAACAAUGAUUGGCAUGAUAUUCAUACCAACAAAUCAAUAUCAUUAAACCCUGGGCCUGAUUACUUACAAUAUCCUUAUCCAAUUGGUAUGGAUCCAGUCUGGCAAUUGACUGAAAAUAAAAUCAUCUUUUUGAAUUCUUAUAAAAUGAAGAUAUCAAUCAUAUUUGGUAUAAUUCACAUGUUGUUUGGUGUUCUUGUGGGUCUGAAAAACCAUCUUUACUUCAAAAAACGUCAAAAUAUCAUUUGCGAGUUUGUACCACAAGUCAUUUUCCUGACUUUCUUAUUUAUGUACAUGUGUUUGUUAAUGUUCAUCAAGUGGACAUCAUAUUCAGCUGUCAAUGAAGAAAAAUAUGGCCCUCAUUGUGCUCCAUCUAUUUUAAUCACAUUCAUUAAUAUGGUACUAUUUAAAUCCCCAAAUGAGGUGGAUUCAGAAAAUGCAAAAAAUGAUCCAUGCAGUGAAUUCAUGUUUGCCGGGCAGUUUGGUAUUCAAAGAUUCCUGGUUGUCAUUGCAUUUCUUUGUAUACCUUGGAUGCUUUUAGCAAAACCUAUUUUGUUAAUGCGUAGUAGAAAACAGCAUUAUCAACUUAAUAAUCAUGGACAAGAAAAUGGAGAUGUUGAAGGAGGAGUUGGUGCUAUGCAACCAAAUCAAGGACUUGCAAUGGGACACAAAGAAGAAGAAGAUAUAAGUGAAGUUUUCAUUCAUCAAGGAAUUCAUACCAUUGAAUAUGUUCUUGGAAGUGUAUCACAUACUGCUUCUUAUCUUCGUCUUUGGGCUUUAUCUCUUGCUCAUGCACAAUUAUCUGAGGUUUUAUGGAACAUGGUGAUGAGAAAUGGAUUAGUUCAAGAAGGUUGGUUUGGAGGCAUAUUUUUAUGGAUAGUUUUUGCUUUUUGGGCUGUGCUAACAGUAGGAAUCCUUGUUCUUAUGGAAGGACUUUCAGCUUUCUUACAUACUCUACGUCUUCAUUGGGUUGAGUUCCAAAGUAAAUUUUAUGCAGGUUUAGGAUAUACAUUUACUCCAUUCUCUUUCGAAAUUAUUUUAGAAAGUGCUCAAUCAACACCAGAAGAAUAAAGAUAUUAAAAAAUAAUAUUAUCGUAUUAAUAUUUAAUCUUACUGAGCAUUAAUAAUAUAUACACUUCUUAACAUUUACAUAGUUAAAGUCGAGUUAAGUAAAAAAUAAAAACUUUCACUUUAUUUAAACAAGGUAAUAUUAAAUUUUGUCUCUAUUUUAUUAUAAAUCUACAUAGAAAACUCUAAUGUAUUUAAAACCAACUGUACAUGAAUUUAAUUAAAAAGUUAAGAGGUGGCAAAUAAUAAUUGUUAGAUCUGAAUUUUUUCAAAAGAGCAUGAAAAUAUGUUUAAAAACGGCAUUAUGUACGUUAUUGUAUCCUAGCAUUAAAUAAAGAAUCAAUAAAUGAUCUAUAAAAUUC